GUGCACGCGCACGGAGCGCGCUCUCGUCAGUGAUGGAUCCAUGAAGUUGUUACUACAAAAAUGGCUGAUUUCCUGCCCUCCCGGACGGCGAUAGUUUGUAUCCCCAGUUGUUUGUUGUCCAGCAACGAAGUCGAGCAGCAGAGGAAAUCUAAAGAGAUAGACAGAUGUAUUAAUCGGGAGAAGACGUACGUGAAGCGGCUGGUGAAGAUAUUACUGCUCGGAGCUGGCGAGAGCGGCAAGUCAACUUUCCUGAAGCAAAUGCGCAUAAUUCACGGGCAGGACUUCGAUCAGCGGGCCAAAGAGGAGUUCCGGGCCACCAUCUACAGCAAUGUUAUCAAAGGAAUCCGAGUGCUGGUUGAUGCCAGAGAGAAGCUGCACAUCCCUUGGGGAGACUCUUCUAACCAGACACAUGGGGAGCUCCUGAUGAGCUUUGACACACGCUCAGCCACAAUGUCUCAGGGAAUUGUAGAGACCAAAGUCUUCCUGCAUUAUCUGCCCUCCAUCCACACCCUGUGGGCUGACAGCGGCAUCCAGAGCGCCUACGACCGCAGAAGAGAGUUCCAGUUGGGUGAAUCAGUGAAAUAUUUCCUGGACGGUUUGGACAGAAUCGGACACGUGGAUUACCUACCAACCCAACAGGACAUACUUCUGGCACGAAGGCCUACGAAGGGCAUCCAUGAGUAUGACUUUGAGAUCAAGAACGUUCCAUUUAAGAUGGUGGAUGUGGGCGGGCAGCGGUCAGAGCGUCGACGAUGGUUCGAGUGCUUUGACUGUGUCACUUCUGUGCUCUUUCUGGCAUCAUCUAGCGAGUUUGACCAGGUUCUUAUGGAAGACCGUCAGACCAACAGGCUCAUGGAGUCACUCAACAUAUUCGACACCAUCGUCAACAACCGAGUGUUUUCUAAAGCGUCCAUCAUUCUUUUCCUCAAUAAAACAGACCUUCUGGAGGAGAAGGUAAAGACUGUGUCUAUUGCUGACUAUUUCCCCGACUUCACUGGAGAGCCCCACGAUCUGGCUGAUGUACAGAAAUUCCUGGUGGAAUGCUUCCGUGGUAAGCGGCGUGAGCAGCAGCUGAAACCCUUCUACCAUCACUUUACCACAGCUAUUAACACAGAGAACAUCCGUCUCGUCUUCCGAGAUGUCAAAGACACAAUCUUGCAUGAAAAUUUGAAGCAGCUUAUGCUACAAUGAGACGUGCCGUAAUGCUUAAGAUCAUUCCACUUUUAAUGAGGUUUUAAUUCUAGCGCAAGUGAUUCAGCAAAGACCCAGAAAUUAACACCUGUAGGCAGAUUGUUCCCCUCACAGAUGAGACUUUUUUUUUUUUUAAUGCCAAUUUCAGUGUCCCUUUCAAUACAUUCAGCUGAGUCACUUGUCUGUUUUACUGCUGUCUUUGCCACUUAAAAAAAAUUAUUUAAAAUUUUGUCUAAUUAGAAAACUCCCCCUAUGUAUGGUGAUUUAACCUCACGCAAGGCAUUUCUCGCAUUGUAUUUUCCACCAUUCAGUACAACAGUUUUAGCAAGUCUGGAGCUUCCCUCUGUUUCAGAGCAGAGAUUAUUUUUUCAUCUGAAGAAGCAAUCACCUACAAUUUAUCUAUUUUCUGUUAUAUUUGCAUUUGGCAGAUGUUUUGUAUGUGUGUCAUUCAUACAACUGAGCAAUUGCAGGUUAAGGGCCUUGCUCAAGGGCCCAGCAGUGGACUUGCGAUAUUCCAAUCAGAAGUCCAGUGUUUUAGCCACUGAGCUACCACUGCCCUGGUUCGAGGCCCACUACCACUUACGCAAAAAUAUUUAAUUUCCCUACUCCCUCAGCUAAAGUCCUAAGCUGGAUUUUAUUGUAAUUUUUAUAUACUUUUUUUUUUUUUUUAAGAAGAAUUUGUCUUCCAUAGUUCACAUCUGGACAUGCCUUAAAACCAAGUGGUAAACGUUAAUCACAGUCCAAGAUGCAUGAUAACUGCUGAGACUCAGGGGCUGUAAAUAUGCAUUAUAGACGCGUUAUUGGUGCGUGGCCUUCCAUAAUUGGGAUUAGACCCCUUUUCACCGUUUCAGGAUUUAGCAAGUCCUGUAAUAUCCCACUUUGAAAAACACCAUAGCGGUGCACUUGGAUUAUGUAGAAAAUGUAGUGGCCCUAUUAUUAAGGUACCUGUGUAUGUAGUGCUAUUGUCUUUGUUCCUUAUUAAAAGGGAAAGACUCUUAAAUGUGUUCUUUGUUAUACAGAAUUUAUAUGUUGUAUAGAUCCUUUUGUCUAUAGGGUGGGGAUUUUUUUUUUUUUUAAUUAAACCAUUGUGUGGCCAUCUUUCACUUUUCCAUUUUAAGUGAAAUGUAACUAGCAUUGUGUAUGAAUCUUCCUAAAGCCUAGGUCACAACCGGACGUACAAUUUUUUGGCGUUUCCCAAAUUUUGUUCAUGGAGAAAGACGCGCGUUGGCCGUAAGUUUGUCUUGCAACCUGAAAAAAACAUAAGCGCCCGUAGAGUUUGUUUGACAUGACAAAGAACCUCCGCGGCCAGUCUACGGCUGAAAUCAGCACGUCACACGCGCGCCCUCCGUGCGUUUCUUGCAUUUUUUGCACGUAGACCAGCCGUAGGAGCAUGUACGGCCGGUUGUGACCGAGGCUUAAGGAGGUUUAUUAUAAUUAAUUUACCAAAAGUAAGGUGUGUGUGGGGGCGGCACGGUGGUGUAGUGGUUAGCGCUGUCGCCUCACAGCAAGAAGGUCUGGGUUCGAGCCCCAUGGCCGGCGAGGGCCUCUGUGCGGAGUUUGCAUGUUCUCCCCAUGUCCGCCUGGGUUUCCUCCGGGUGCUCCGGUUUCCCCCCCAGUCCAAAGACAUGCAGGUUAGGUUAACUGCUGACUCUAAAUUGACCAUAGGUGUGAGUGUGAAUGGUUGUCUGUGUCUAUGUGUCAGCCCUGUGAUGACCUGGUGACUUGUCCAGGGUGUACCCCGCCUUUCGCCCGUAGUCAGCUGGAAUAGGCUCCAGCUUGCCUGCGACCCUGUAGGACAGGAUAAAGCGGCUAGAGAAGAUGAGAUGAGAAGGGGUGUGUGUGCGUGUAAUAUACACACACACAGAGAGUGUAAAGGCUAAAUUGACCUUAAGCCCUAGCUAAUGAAUAGGCUAACAUGAACAAUUUUCAGGGUUUGUGGUGUAUGGGGGGAAUUUUUUUUUCUCCUCCUCUCCAUGAAGUAUAUUUUGCUUCCAACAUGGACUAAAACCUUCAGUUUUCUUCUCAAGCUGAAAUAUCCAAGACAACCUUGUGCAUUAUGUAAUUAAUAUCUCAGGUGUAUUUCAUAGUUUGUCUGAGUUCACUGGCUGAUUUUAGGCAGUGAUUAAAGAUGGGCUCGUAAGAAUAUCCUUUACAUCUUAUGUUGACUUCUGCCAUAUGCGACUGAGAAUUCUGGCUUUUUGUAGUGCCGACUGUACCUGGUUGUAUACAUAAUUUAAUGUCCUAUGGUCUCAGCCUUAGUUUUAUUCAUCAUGAUCCUGUAAUCUAACUUGUAGUGACCUGAUAUUUCAUGGAAACUGGCAUUGGUGUUCAAGCUCACCAACAGAAUUUGCUUUAAAAUUUAGUCCAUUUAUGUCCCUUGUACAGUAUCAGUUUCAUAUUUUUCAGCCUUUCUUUGUAUAACUUUCUUUGGUCCAUUAAAUCAAACUAUUUUACAGA
Messenger RNA from Neoarius graeffei (lesser salmon catfish), 3648 nucleotides. It is a transcript of the gene gna13a, whose product is annotated as guanine nucleotide binding protein (G protein), alpha 13a. Gene Ontology annotation, cellular component: heterotrimeric G-protein complex; brush border membrane. Lineage: Eukaryota; Metazoa; Chordata; Actinopteri; Siluriformes; Ariidae. The record is from RefSeq and is a predicted model, not a curated record. Gene Ontology annotation, biological process: Rho protein signal transduction; adenylate cyclase-activating G protein-coupled receptor signaling pathway. Bases 61 to 1191 code for a protein of 376 amino acids. The transcript has 4 exons. Gene Ontology annotation, molecular function: guanyl nucleotide binding; G-protein beta/gamma-subunit complex binding; D5 dopamine receptor binding.